GGCCCUGACCACCCUGAUGCCCUGUGGCACUGUUCCCACGGCUUUUCCUGGGAGACGCGAGCCCCGCCCCCUGCUGGAGAGGGCGGGUCCAGGCCGGGGGCGGGUCCUCACCAGCCGCGCCUCCCGUCGCCUUGACGACCGCGACAAGAUGGCGACCCUGCCGGGCGGGAUUCAAGGGCUGUACCCCGAGGCGCUGAGCCCCGAGCAGCUGGAGAAGCUGCGCGGCUUCAAGGUGGGUGCGGCCCCGACCCCCGCCUCCAUUAGAGUGCAGCUCCCCUGGAUUCAGACUCGGAUUACUAAUGAAAAGUACCUAAGGACCCACAAAGAAGUGGAGUUGCUCAUACGUGGUUUCUUCAGAGUGAACCAGAAUCAGCCCCUCGUCUGCAUUGGAUGCUUCAGAUGGUCCUUCCUGUGAGAAAAGAGGAAGGGAGAAGAGGGGACAGAAUCCUGGUCAGCAUGCCUGUCCUCACCUGUCUGCAGGUCUCUGCUGUACGCUCACUGCAAGCCAUGAGAAGCCCCAUGCUGUUUUUGUUGGGAAGCAAGCUCACCACUUGGGUUUUGCAGAUCCUAAUGAUUUAUGGCCAUUCAGCCACAACUCUCCAGUCUAUAUUCAUAUAUACAGUAUAUGGAACUCUUAAUGCCUUGAAUUUUAGAACUGAAAAAUGGAAGAAAUAGGGAUCUAACUUCUUUUAGGCACCCAGAGAGCUCAGGUUUUAGGCUGGAGAUAUGAUAACAAAGUGUGAAAUUGUAGACAGGCUUUAUUAGGUGUUUUUGUAAACAGCCAGGCAGACGAAUCUUCCCAAACCAUAGCACGGAUCAUAUCAUUCCUUGGCUGGAAAAAUCUUCAGUGGAUCCACAAUAUUGCCUUUUUUUUUUUUAAAACAUUCUAUUGAAAUAUAAAGUACAGACAAGUGGCAUAUCCUAAACUGGAUGAACUUUCGCAAGCUGAGAACACACAUGAUACUAGCGUCCAGAUCAAGAACUAGAACCUGACUAGCACCUCAGACCCUUUGUGGCUCCUUUCAGUCACUUCCUCCAAAAAGUUAGCCAGUAUCCUGACUUCUAAUCACACAGAUUCAUUUUGCCUUUUUGUCUACUUUAUACAAAUGGAAUUCCACAAUAUGUGCUCUUUUGUGCCUGGCUUCUUUUGCUCAGCAGUAUCUUUUAGAUCCUCCCGUCUCAUUGUAGUAUUCCACUGUGUGACUCUACCACGCUUUGUUUAUCCAUUC
Eubalaena glacialis (North Atlantic right whale) is the source of this 1229-nucleotide messenger RNA. It is a transcript of the gene RIIAD1, whose product is annotated as regulatory subunit of type II PKA R-subunit domain containing 1. The coding region runs from base 17 to 415 and encodes 132 amino acids. The record is from RefSeq and is a predicted model, not a curated record. The transcript is spliced from 4 exons. NCBI's taxonomy places the organism in Eukaryota, Metazoa, Chordata, Mammalia, Artiodactyla, Balaenidae.